Messenger RNA from Ipomoea triloba (trilobed morning glory), 2449 nucleotides. RefSeq names its product probable serine/threonine-protein kinase At1g54610. Gene Ontology annotation, cellular component: cyclin-dependent protein kinase holoenzyme complex; nucleus. Gene Ontology annotation, molecular function: cyclin-dependent protein serine/threonine kinase activity; ATP binding; RNA polymerase II CTD heptapeptide repeat kinase activity. Lineage: Eukaryota; Viridiplantae; Streptophyta; Magnoliopsida; Solanales; Convolvulaceae. Gene Ontology annotation, biological process: positive regulation of transcription elongation by RNA polymerase II; protein phosphorylation. The transcript has 8 exons. The record is from RefSeq and is a predicted model, not a curated record. Bases 326 to 2071 code for a protein of 581 amino acids.
CCACAUCUCUCUCUCUCUCUCUCUCUCUCUCUCUCUCUCACUACAUAUAUAUACAGGGAUUCGCAUAUAUACAUAUUCUCUUUCUACAUGUACUGUGUUUCGGAGUCCGAUCGCUUCUUUAUUUGAUAUAUUCAAACUAUUUGCUUGCCUUGAAAAGUUGAAGACUUGCGGACAAAUCCAAUUCUCUCGCCCUCUGCUUCCUCUGCACUUCACUCUGAUUCUUUCAAGUGGCGAGAAUUGUAUGUUGUGGUUUGAUUUUGGUGGUUGGUUGUGAUAUUAUAGGAAAUGUAUGGAAAUGUCGAGGCAUGAACUGUAGACUUGAGAAAUGGGGUGUGUUUUGGGUCGGGAAAUCUCGUCCGGCAUAGUAUCUGAAGCAAAGGAAGAGAGGAGAGUUGAGAAUUAUGAGAAGAGGAGUAAAAAUACAAGUGUUGAGUCCACUGAGACUUUAGAGGUUUCAGGGGUAAGGAAGUUGGAUGCAGUAAAUGAUUCUGCUGAAGGUAAAGAUGCUGGCGGUGGGACUAAAAAGGAGGAAAGGAUAGAAGGUGAGGGAAGAUCAAAGGGCGAUAGGAGGCGGUCUAAGCCAAAUCCAAGAUUGAGUAAUCCCCCUAAGCACAAACAUGGUGAACAGGUUGCUGCUGGAUGGCCAUCCUGGCUUUCAGCUCACGUUGGGGAAGCAAUUGAGGGUUGGCUUCCUAGACGGGCUGACACUUUUGAGAAAAUUGAUAAGAUUGGUCAAGGAACGUAUAGUAAUGUAUAUAAAGCAAGGGACACUAUAACAGGGAAGAUUGUUGCUUUAAAGAAAGUGCGGUUUGACAAUUUGGAACCAGAGAGUGUGAGAUUCAUGGCAAGAGAAAUAAUCAUUUUGCGACGUCUAGAUCAUCCCAAUGUUAUCAAAUUGGAAGGUUUGGUUACUUCAAGAAUGUCAUGUAGUUUAUACCUAGUAUUUGAGUACAUGGAACAUGAUUUGGCUGGACUUGCUGCAAGUCCAGAUAUCAAGUUUUCUGAAGCCCAGGUGAAAUGUUAUAUGCAUCAGCUUUUGUCUGGUCUUGAGCAUUGUCAUAAUCGUCAUGUGCUCCAUCGUGACAUUAAGGGGUCAAAUCUUUUACUUGACAACUCAGGGAUACUCAGAAUAGCUGAUUUUGGAUUGGCUACUAUAUUUGAUCCUAACCAUAAACACCCUAUGACUAGUAGAGUGGUCACACUUUGGUAUAGACCACCUGAGCUUCUUUUGGGUGCAACUGAUUAUAGUGUGGGUAUUGAUUUAUGGAGUGCAGGAUGCAUUUUGGCAGAAUUAUUAGCCGGAAAGCCUAUUAUGCCUGGUCGUACAGAAGUAGAGCAACUACAUAAGAUAUAUAAAUUAUGUGGUUCACCAUCUGAUGAAUAUUGGAAAAAGUCUAAGUUACCAAAUGCAACAUUAUUCAAGCCACGAGAGCCAUACAAGCGAUGCAUUAGAGAGACAUUUAAAGAUUUUCCACCAUCAUCGCUGCCACUGAUCGAUACACUGCUUGCAAUUGAUCCAGCAGAACGCAGGACUGCAACCGAUGCGUUACGAAGUGAGUUCUUUACAACAGAACCUUAUGCUUGCGAUCCAUCUAUUCUACCAAAAUACCCUCCAACCAAAGAGAUGGAUGCAAAACGGCGUGAUGAUGAGGCUCGGAGGCUAAGGGCAGCUAAUAAAGCCCAGGGUGAUGGUACUAAAAGAACACGGCACCGCGACCGUGCUGUUCGUGCAAUUCCUGCGCCAGAUGCCAAUGCUGAACUUCAAGCUAAUAUUGAUCGGCGACGCCUCAUCACCCAUGCAAACGCAAAGAGCAAGAGUGAGAAGUUCCCGCCACCCCAUCAGGAUGGAGGACUUGGUGUUCCUUUGGGAGCUUCACAUCACAUCGAUCCUUCCCUUGUCCCUCCAGAUGUGCCUUUCAGUUCCACCUCAUUCACAUAUUCAAAGGAACCCGUCCAGAAUUGGUCAGGUCCUCUAGUAGAGCCUGCCACAGCUGGUGGUGGAAGGCGGAAGAAGCAUACUGCAACUGAUAUGCGGGAUGGGAAAAAACAAUCUGCAGGGAAAAGAAGAUAAAAUAGUGAUUGAUACUGCAUAUUACGAGAAGAGCUCAGCUUUGCCCCGGUGUUGUUUCCUCGGCUUAAUCAGGAAAACGAGGCUGGCCACAGCAGUAGAGCACCAAAUGCCUUGAAAAACUCCUCAGGAAAUCACCAAGGGCAUUUAGUUUGUCCAUCUGAUUAUGAUGAUUAUUAUGAAUUAUGAUUAUUAUUUAAUUUUUGUUCCUUUCACAAGUUGGAGAAAUCAAUCAAUCAAUCUGUUUGGAGUUGUCUGGUCAAUUUGUUUGGGAGGCAAGCCUAGCCUGCUUCCAUAUUUGAUGUUUCAAUAGCGUUGAAAAAUCAUAUCCUCCUUGUGUGCCUUCAGUUACUUUAAAUGUUUAGUAAGUUUUGAUCCCAA